UACUUUCCUCUGUGUCAGCGACUACUGUACGACGACCCACGGAAUGUGCACCGUGAACCUCCAAAAAGCUACCCAAAUAAUAUUAACCCAAUAAACCAAAUAAACCCUAAUUUCUGAUCUUUCCCCCAAAUUUCCACGUCAAUUUAUUUUAUUUUAAUUCUAUUUUUCAAAUGUACAAUUGAUCAUUUUUUUUUCCUUUGAUUUUUCUAAAAUUGACCUCCAUUGGCGUUUUUGUUUAUCAAUCCCAGCGGAUCAGGAUUCCAUUUUACUCAUUCCCAGGUUCUAACAAGUGCAAGUGUAGGGUAAACAGACUUUGUUAUUGGUAAUACUGUGUAGAAUGGUUUGAGGAAUUAUUUGGAGGGUUUAUAUAAGUAUGGGCAGCAGUGAUAUGGAUAAAACAGCCAAGGAGAAAGAAUCAAAGACUCAGCCUCCCACUACUACGCAGGAGCAGUCAUCAGCCACCACCACUGGAACUGUUAAUCCUGACUGGACAGGAUUUCAGGCAUAUUCUCCUAUACCUCCACAUGGGUUUGUAGCAUCAAGCCCCCAAGCUCACCCAUAUAUGUGGGGGGUUCAGCCUAUCAUGCCUCCCUAUGGUACCCCUCCGCAUCCAUAUGUUGCCAUGUAUCCUCACAGCGGCAUAUAUGCUCAUCCAUCUAUUCCUCCGGGGUCUUAUCCUUUUAGUCCUUUUGCAAUGCCUUCUCCAAAUGGUAUCGCUGAGGCAUCUGGAUAUACUCCUGGCAACACAGAACCAGAUGGGAAGCCAUCUGAUGUGAAGGAAAAACUGCCUAUUAAAAGGUCCAAAGGGAGCUUGGGCAGUUUAAACAUGAUUACAGGGAAGAAUAAUGAGCUCGGUAAAACAUCAGGAGCAUCUGCCAAUGGAGCUUAUUCCAAAAGUGCUGAGAGUGGAAGCGAAGGCACAAGUGAAGGAAGUGAUGCAAAUUCUCAGAAUGAUUCACAAAUGAAGUCAGGUGGAAGGCAAGAUUCUGAAGCAGAUGCUUCUCAGAAUGGUGGUUCUGCACAUGGUCUUCAGAAUGGAGGACAGGCUAAUACAGUCAUGAACCAGACAAUGUCUAUUGUGCCAAUAUCUGCUACUGGUGCCCCAGGAGCCCUACCUGGUCCAGCAACCAACUUAAAUAUUGGAAUGGACUAUUGGGGAGCAACUUCAUCUGCUAUCCCUGCGAUCCGUGGAAAGGUUCCUUCUACCCCAGUUGCUGGAGGAGUAGUUACUCCUGGAUCACGGGAUGCUGUUCAGUCGCAGCUGUGGCUGCAGGAUGAAAGAGAGCUAAAGAGACAGAGGAGAAAGCAGUCAAACAGAGAAUCUGCUCGCCGUUCUAGGUUGCGUAAACAGGCUGAAUGCGAUGAGCUGGCUCAGCGUGCUGAAGCCUUAAAAGAAGAAAAUGCCAAUCUGAGAUCAGAAGUAAAUCGAAUAAAGAGCGAAUAUGAGCAACUUCUUGCAGAGAAUGCAUCUCUCAAGGAGAGACUUGGGGAAAUUCCUGGGAAUGACGACCUUAGGGCUAGCAGGAAUGACCAACAUUUGAGUAAUGAUACCCAGAAGACUGAACAAACAGAGAUUGUACAAGCUGGUCACUAGGAUUUAGCUACCCCAUGUUAAUGCUGCUUUUGAGGACCUUACUCUAACAAUUAGCAACAGGAGUUUCUUAUUUUGCAUAGCAUGUAGUCUAAUAUAAUAUUUAUCUACGCUUACCUUUACAAUUCUAGGAUCUGUUCAUCUCAAAUCAUCCUAAAUUUCUUUUUGGGUCCACUUGUAACAAUUGAAGAACUAGGAUGGCGUGCAAAGUGAAAUUUGUGUCCUCCCCCCCCCGUUUUAAGAACUAGGGCUGUAUCUACACUCAACUUUGUUAUUCUUAUCUGUAUUUUAUAAAAAGAGAGAGAGAGAGAGAAUGGUUGAUGAU
Molecule: messenger RNA, 1916 nt
Organism: Ricinus communis (castor bean)
Lineage: Eukaryota; Viridiplantae; Streptophyta; Magnoliopsida; Malpighiales; Euphorbiaceae
Product: bZIP transcription factor 16
Exons: 13
Coding region: 374-1594 (406 amino acids)
Biological process (GO): regulation of DNA-templated transcription
Cellular component (GO): nucleus
Molecular function (GO): sequence-specific DNA binding; DNA-binding transcription factor activity
Source: RefSeq, a predicted model, not a curated record